This is a messenger RNA of Paramisgurnus dabryanus, 5855 nucleotides long. It is a transcript of the gene ghra, whose product is annotated as growth hormone receptor a. NCBI's taxonomy places the organism in Eukaryota, Metazoa, Chordata, Actinopteri, Cypriniformes, Cobitidae. Gene Ontology annotation, biological process: cytokine-mediated signaling pathway. Gene Ontology annotation, molecular function: protein binding; cytokine receptor activity. Gene Ontology annotation, cellular component: external side of plasma membrane. The record is from RefSeq and is a predicted model, not a curated record.
UACUGCGCAGUCCACGAGAGACCCUUCAGGAUCCGCGCGGUGCCCCCCAUUCCCUCCCACAAAUCCAGCCAACGCUUUUCAGCGCAUUAUAUCCCGUAACGCUUCACGCAUUUGGCAGCAUUUCCCGAAAUAAUGUUCGGGUGAUUUUCGGGUGUCCUGCCACGUUUUCUCGUCGUUUUAAAGGGGGAGAAUAUCGAGAGACCCGCGACACACACUUCGGCUGAUCCGGAUGAACAAACUCUUGGAAAAGUAAAGUCGCAACAGGACAACUUCACUAAGGCUGAAGAGAUGGCAGAGGCUAUGGCUUUCUCACUGCCUCUCAGCCUGCUGUUCCUGGCAUGGCUGUGUGGGAACAUGUCUGCACGAGCGUCUGAACUCUUUUCACCAGGUCCAGAUCCAUCCAGAGGACCGCAUUUCACUGGCUGUCGCUCCCGAGAGCAGGAGACCUUUAGAUGUUGGUGGAGCGCUGGCAGCUUCCAGAAUCUCACCGAGCCAGGAGCUCUCCGGGUCUUCUACCAGACGAAGAACACCUUUUCUAGUGAAUGGCUGGAGUGUCCAGACUACACAUCCUCUGUGCAGAAUGAGUGUUAUUUUAACAAGACCUUCACACACAUCUGGACCUCCUAUUGCAUACAGCUACGUUCAGUUCCCCACAACAUAACUUAUGAUGAAGACUGCUUUACAGUAGAAAACAUAGUGCAUCCUGACCCACCAGUUGGACUGAAUUGGACCCUGCUGAACGUAAGUCGCUCAGGGCUGCAUUUUGACGUCCUCAUGCGCUGGACUCCCCCUCCCUCAGCAGAUGUUCAGAUGGGCUGGAUGAGUCUGGUGUACCAGGUUCAAUAUCGGGUCAGGAACACCUCACACUGGGAGAUGUUGGAUCUGGAGAGCGGCACACAGCAGUCCAUCUAUGGAUUGCACACAGAGAAAGAGUACGAGGUGCGGGUGCGCUGCAAGAUGUCAUCCUUUAAAAACUUUGGCGAGUUCAGCGAAAGCAUCUUCAUACAUGUGGCACAAAUACCAAGCAAAGAUUCAACAUUCCCGACGACAUUGGUGUUGGUUUUUGGAGUCAUAGGCGUGGUGAUUCUUCUCAUCCUUCUCAUAUUUUCCCAACAGCAGAGGUUAAUGGUGAUAUUUUUACCACCUAUACCUGCACCUAAAAUUAAAGGCAUUGACCCGGAGUUGCUGAAGAAUGGAAAGUUAGACCAGUUAAAUUCCCUGCUGAGCGGCCAGGAUAUGUACAAGCCCAACUCUUACCAUGAGGACCCAUGGGUCGAAUUCAUCCAACUGGAUCUGGAUGACCUUGCGGAGAAGAAUGAGAGUUCUGACACACAGCAUCUGCUCGGCCUGUCCCGCUCAGGCUCUUCUCACGGGCUUCAUUUCAAAAGCGACGACGAUUCGGGGCGUGCCAGCUGUUAUGAUCCAGAGAUCCCAGACUCUGAGGAUUUGCUCACAACUGCCCUGCUACCUGGUCGCUCUGGUCACGGAGAGCAGCACCCUACGGUUCCUAGGAGCGCCUCAUCCACCCCUAGCCUCGCAGAGGGUGCGGAGACAUCCGGUGAAACACAACAACCUACUACACCAAACUGGGUUAACAUGGACUUUUACGCCCAAGUAAGCGAUUUCACACCCGCAGGAGAAGUGAUACUCUCACCCAGACAACUAAACAUCGCUCUAGGUAAGAAAAAAGAGGAAGAGAAGAAAAUCGAAGAUGGGAAGAAGAUACAAUUCCAGCUCGUUUCUGACGGAGCCUAUACCUCAGAGAUCACAGCGAGGCAGAUUGCCGCCGAUGUGCCCACCGGGCUCGGUCCUGAUCAAGAAUACCAAACAUUCCCAUCUCAGGUUGCCGAGGGGAACCCCGGCUGGAACGGAGAGUACAUGGCUCCGGUCGAUGACUCCCAGACGCCGUACCUUCUGCCUGCGGUUCCUCCACCCUCCGUACUACCACCUGUGUCAGACUAUACUGUAGUGCAGGAGGUGGAUGCCCAGCACAGCCUCCUCCUAAACCCCUCUACCCCACAGACAGCGACCUGCACGCACACCCCAAACAAACAACUACCUGCCAUGCCAACCAUGCCUAUGGGGUACCUCACCCCUGAUCUCCUAGGAAACCUGACCCCAUGAAAUCUUUCGGAGAAACUAAAAAGCGCAGUUGUUGAUGUCGUUCUACCUUCUCACUGCUGGAAGCCGAAGCUGCAUCAAUGAUGGGACUGUAAUACCAUCACUAUCUGCUAAUGUUUCUAAGGCUUUUCUCUGCUGUAGGCUAAAAGGAUGAUGAAGCCGAGAGCGUUUCUUCUCUGUUAGCUGUACUGCCUGAAGCAGCUACGACGAAAUCUGUUAUCAAUUUCAAAUCCAAAAUGUCGGCUAGUUGCACAAAAAAAUACAUCACUACAGAAAUAUGCUGGCAUAGAUGGUCAGAGAGCAAUUUUUUAAAACUUGCUUAUCUUAUUAUAUGGAUACAGAUGUAGAGAUACAGUGGCAUUGAGAUGAAAAAGAUUUAAAAUGAUGUGAGAAAAUUGUUUACACACAGGUUAAAGACAUUGUUGGAAUAUGACAUUUAAAAAAAUAUAUAUAAAAUUUCUCUUGUGUCAUAUUAAGGUUUUUGUUCUGGCCGAAAUACGCCCUGAACAACAUAUGACUGAUCCCUCAUGCUCAUCAGACUCGUAUUACUGCAAACCCUUGAUCUUUGCUGUUCAAGAUUUAUGGGAGUCAUUUUAAACGGCACAUCAAUUCUGCUCAUCUUUCUACCGUGGCCAGAUCACUAAAGUGUGGACUUUUUAUAACCAUCACUGUAUAUGAAUGUAAUAUUUUAAGGUUCCUUGCUAGAAAAUAAUGAAAUUGAAUGGUUUAUAAAGAUAUUAUGCCGUUCCCAUUUGUCUUGGAGGUUUUGCUAAGUUUGCUUUACGUAUCCAGGGGAAAUGUUGACAACACUAAGCGCUUGUAGAGUUUAGCCUUUGCUGUGCAAUGCAAAAACCGUAUGGCAGAUGAACUUGCAGCGGUUUUAUAUUGAUGAAGCAUAAAUGUAUCCAUACAUUUACAAUGGGAGUUACAUUGCAGACACGCUGGGAUAGAAGUGCCAAAUGUUUUAUACUUGUCUUGUUUUAUUGGACUGUAUGGGGCUAUAAUUGUUGCCUGGACUAUUUGCUCAAUGACGUCCUAUAGAAACAGCAUUGUGUAAUGCACCACAUGAUAAAAAGCUGCUUUCUACUAGAGAUAUUUUAUGAAAUCAUGCAUUAUAAUAUUUAAUGAAUAAUAACUGGAGAGUAAAAAGAUAUAGUUUCUUAGAAUAUUAGAGGUUUAGUUUUUACACACUACAAACAAAGCCCAUGGAUUUCUCACAAUGUUGUUGAGCUUGUACAGAAAGUGUUGAUUGUUAAAGUGUAUAGAUAGAGAUGAGCUUAUUUGAGCACGUUUGUGACUCUUACAUGUUCUCUGUUUUUAGAGAAAAACAAUGGAGGUAUAUGAUGGUAUAAAGCAGCCUAUCGACUACAAGCUAAAUUGGUCCUGGGUUUGCAAAUGAUGCUUGAAUACUGGAUCCUACCUUGUUUUAGGUGUCUCUUGUAGUUACAGUGCCUUCCAAACAGAAAUAGCUGACCCAGAAAUAUAAAUCCACUAUUUUGGUCGUGAUUACUUUUACAGGCCCUAAAAGUAUUCAGACCAAAAAAAUUUUUUUGCUUUUAAAUUCAGUUCACACAUAAUAACCAAAGUAAAUGUUUUUCAGCUAUCACAUUGACAUUCUGCCAGAUCUGUACAGAUGCCUGUGCAAAAUCUGCUUGUUUAAGGCAGACUUUUCAGUCAGUUUUUUACAUUUAUAUUUGCAUUUGGCAGACACUUUCAUCCAAAGGGACUUAAACACUCUCACACACUAAAAAAGUUAUUUCUGGGAUGGUACCUUUUCCUAAUAUGUACCAUUUUGGUAACUUUGAGCUACAAAUAUGCACCUUUUAGGUACUAGAGUGUUUUUUUUUUAAGGUACUGCCCCAGUGACAGCUUUUGAAACUUUUCUGCUUUUAAGCUAUACGUUUUUAUCAGUAUGUGCGUUCCCUGGGGAUCGAACCCACAACUCCCACGCUCCAAAUGCUCUACCAGCUGAGCUACAUUAAAGGUGGGGUGCAUGAUUUUUGAAAAACACUGUGGAAAAGGGAGCCAGGCAGAGUACCAAAACACACUUGUAGCCAAUCAGCAGUAAGGGGCAUGUCUACUAACCAACAUUGUUGCCUGGUUUGCGUAUGUGUGCGGCGGGUCUAUCAAAAGAAGGGCAGGUUCUAUUGGGGUAGGGGCGUGUUUGUUUAGGUGAUUUCAAAUGUCAACAUUGGCUUUCAGAGAUCAUGCACCCCACCUUUAAUAUUUCCUUAGAAUGUGAAAGGUCUAAAAUCUGUUAUUUGUAGAUUUGUUGACAGUUCAUGCAGAUGUUAUGGAGUGACUUAAUUAGCUCAGAUAUGUAGUUUUGUUUAUUCAGAGAGAGAGAGAGAGAGAGAGAGAGAAACAAACUAUCUAUACAUUUCUUUUGGAAGGCAAUGUAUGUGUUUUCGUAAUAACAGUUCGGGCUAAUCAAAUGUAUUGUUUGAUUUAAUAAUUUAUUUUUUAAGACUUCUGUGUUUUAUAGUGCUGCCGUGAAUGAAGUAGUUUAUCGCAUAAUUAGAUGCCAAGCCUUUGUUAUUGUGCGAACACACAGGUACGCCUAAAACAAAUGGGACCAAACACUGUCGAACAAUGAGCCAGAGGAAAGCAUGUGAUGCUAAAGCUCAUGUGAUGGGUGGUGUAAAGAAAAAAAAUGGUACAGUUUGAACCUGAGCUGGAAAAUGAGAUAUUUACAUAGAUAUUAUCUAAAAUAUAUUGAACAGGUGUAAAACUAAAAAUGUGAUCGUGUAGUCUGAAGUCUUAGAAUCUAAUAACAGGAGCAUCAAAGUUUGAUGUCACAUUGAUUUCAAUCUUUGACAUGACCUUACUCAGUCAAUAUUAAAUAUAUAUCAAGGUUAUAUUUUCACAGAAUGUUCUUUACAUUAUGACUUUUGCUGGGUUUUCACAGACUGGGUCACUUACAAUGAUAAACCACUUAUAGACCCCAUAGCCCACAGUCAAUGUGCCUCCACACAUACAGAACAAAACACGUGUAAGCUAAUUCAUUAAAGCAUAGCUGGGUUAAACAGUGUAGAAGUACAGUAAUGCUUAACAAAACCCUGCUUAUGCCUAUUAUGUGUGUGUGUAUAUAUGAUAAAUAUAGUGGGCCUAUGCGUAUAUUGUAUUUAACCCUAACACUGUGUUAAGCGAUGUGCCAUCCUUUUAUAUGUAAAGGUUUUGCCUUACUGAAAAAUAUAAAGUAUUACACAACUUUUCUGCUGCUGGCAUCGCUGUGAAAUCAGCAUGUUCAUGUUUAAAUGGAAACGUCUUAAGCUGUCACAAUACGUGGUGUACGAUAUGCAUAUUAGCUUUUGCUGUAUGUACUUUUAUGGAGUACAGUGCUGCUCUUUCUGUAUUUCUUUCUCUAUAUUUCUUGUUAUGUAGCAUCUUUCACUUUUGCUUCUUGAGUAAUGCAAAGCCAACGUGGCAAAGAAAUGCAUGUCUGUACAUGCAAGAUGACAAAUGCACAGGUUUAAAUAUAGUUCAUUUAAUCCUCUGUAUGGUUAUAGUCAUAUUUGUAUGAUUUAGUGCCAAUUUUUCAACUGUGUUUGCCUUAUGGAUGCACAUUAAGUAUUAAGGUAUAAAUAAACUUAAUUCAGGUUUGUUAUUGGAACAUUUGUAUGGUUUGCUGUUGAAAUUGGUUGGAUUUAUUUUACCUCAAAUGAACAACAAUUUACAGUAUUAGCUUUGUUUUGUUUUCUUCUGUUUAAUAAAGAUUGCUUCAAACAAAUUGA